AAAAAGCCCAUCUAAAAAAAUCCCACCUCGAGCAACCUCGUUCGCUGUUCGUUGGCCUCUCCUGGCCCCGGGCGGCAAGAUCCAAGCCCCGCUGCCAACAGAGCGCGCGCAAAUCGCAAGAACAAGAAUCAAUUCGACUCCCUCACAUCGACUUGCUCGCCCGGGAGCUGACACUCAUCCGCAUCGAAUCGAAGCAACUCGUCUUAUAUGUUCCAUUCCAUUCGGCCCGAUUCGGUUUCCUUUCCCCCCGUCUAUAAAACCGAUGACUCGCCUCGCGUCGCAGGCCCUAGCGGCGGCGGGAGGAGGGGCGGCCUGUAGUGCGUGAGGGUGCUCAGUGCGUGCGCUCCGCUGCGAUGCCGUGGCUGGAGAUGUGGCUGCCUCCAGCGGCCGGCGAGGGCGCGGCGGCGGGGCUGUUCCUCGACGGCGGCGACGCGGCGGCGCACGGCGCAUUUCUAGCGGCGAUGCCUGGCUGCUCGGUGUCGUUCGGGGCCUGUCGCCGGCGGCGGGGGAGGGGGAUACCCCAGGGGUUCCUGUCACUGACGAUGUCAGUGAAGGGGGGCAGGGGGCUCGUGCGGGGACCGGUGGGACUGCUCACGGGCGCGGAGGAGAAGGGCGGGGCGGAGGAGGCUGAGUCGCUGGUCGCGGGGAGAAGCGCCGCGGCGGAGGUGGUGGAGGCGGCGGAGGGGAAGGUGGCGGUGCUGCAGGAGAAGGAGAAGGGGGCUCGUGCUGGAGCUGGUGCGAUGAACACGACGAAGCAUCUCUGGGCUGGAGCAGUCGCUGCCAUGGUCUCAAGAACAGUUGUUGCUCCUCUUGAGAGGCUAAAGUUGGAGUAUAUUGUUCGUGGUGAGCAAAGAAAUCUAUUUGAGCUUAUCCAUGUUAUUGCAACGACACAAGGUUUGAAAGGAUUUUGGAAAGGGAAUUUCGUCAACAUCCUCCGUACUGCUCCAUUCAAGGCAGUCAACUUCUAUGCAUAUGACACUUAUAGAAAGCAACUUCACAAAUGGUCUGGUAAUGAAGAAACUACAAACUUUGAGAGAUUUAUUGCUGGUGCCUUCGCUGGCGUUACAGCAACGAUAUUGUGCAUACCAAUGGAUACGAUUAGGACAAGAAUGGUAGCUCCUGGUGGUGAAGCUUUUGGUGGGGUUAUUGGUGUUGCCCGCCACAUGAUACAGACUGAAGGAUUUUUCUCACUGUACAAGGGAUUAGUACCUUCUCUUAUCAGCAUGGCACCCUCAGGUGCUGUAUUUUAUGGAGUGUAUGACAUAAUGAAGAUGUCUUAUCUGCAUUCCCCUGAAGGAAAGAGGAGGGCAUCGAUGAUGAAGCAACAAAGUCAAGAGGCAAAUGCAUUAGAUCAACUUGAGUUGGGUAGUGUUAGGACCUUACUCUAUGGGGCCAUUGCUGGUUGCUGUGCUGAAGCAGCUACAUACCCAUUUGAAGUAGUUCGGAGGCAGCUACAGAUGCAAGUGAAAGCAACAAGGAUGAAUGCUUUCGCGACAUGCCUUAAAAUUGUUGAUCAAGGUGGAGUACCAGCACUCUAUGCUGGUCUGAUCCCCAGCUUGCUACAGGUCCUGCCAUCGGCGUCAAUCAGCUAUUUUGUUUACGAGUUAAUGAAGAUAGUUCUGAAAGUGGAGUGAAUAGAAAUUGAUUCUUGAGCCUAUGCAGCAAGUUCUAAGGGCUCAGCUCACAUUACCUUGAUAAAACAAUGCAUAAUUUCAGUAACUUGUCAGUACAUUUAGCAUCCGUUUUUCUGGUAGGCGUGCUCCACGAAAUCUUCAGGUGCUCUGAGGGUAGGUUCAUUAUGGUCAAAGCAUUAUUCCUUUGAUGAAGCUUUGCACCACAAGUCCACAUGAUUACCUUGUACACGAUGCAGUCCUGUUCCACAUUAUUCAAUGGCCUCUUUAUAGAAGAUUGUUCUGUGCCCUAGUGAAAACAGCUGGGCCUUCUUGCCCUCGAAAUUUUAGUUUUCGAUGUAUUGACCUGCUAACAGCAAUCGAAAUUGACAUUUGGGAGAUUCUUCUUCAAA
Phragmites australis (common reed) is the source of this 2023-nucleotide messenger RNA. RefSeq names its product probable mitochondrial adenine nucleotide transporter BTL3. Gene Ontology annotation, biological process: transmembrane transport. NCBI's taxonomy places the organism in Eukaryota, Viridiplantae, Streptophyta, Magnoliopsida, Poales, Poaceae. The coding region runs from base 354 to 1634 and encodes 426 amino acids. The transcript has 4 exons. The record is from RefSeq and is a predicted model, not a curated record.